CAUGCUCAGUGCGCCUCCCUUCCCCGCGCCCCCAGCCCGCGCCCUCCUCUCGCGUCCUCCCACGCACCGCACCCAGGCGCGCUCCCGGGCACCCCAACCCGCCUCUGUUCCCGCACCUCCCCUCCCCCCAGGCCUCGCCAGGCGAGGACACGUCAGGGGACAUAAAUAAAUAAAUAAUUCCAUUCAGCCGGUGACAGCGAGGCGAGGCGGCUGCAGCUGGGCGGGGGGACCGGGAGAGCGGCGGUGCGCGCACCGGGUGCCAGAGUCAGGAGUCAAAGUUGGGAUGCGCUGCUUUCCUAUUGACAAGGAUAUCUGGGCACGUGAACGCAGAACAAUUCCUCCCUAGAGCUAGCUGAUAAUCUGGAGUCGGCUCUACCUCUCCCUUUAUAUUGCCUUCAAAUAUUGCUCAUCAUCAGAAAGUGACUAGGCUUAGAUUUACACACCACCCAAAGUGCUCAUCUGACAACAGGUUGCUCUAGUCUCCAGCAGAGGUGCAGAAAUGCCAUCGGAGACUUCUGCUCCUCCUCCACACCCCCUUCCUCCAGAUGGAGGUUGGGGUUGGGUAGUAGUUUGUGCAUCCUUUAUCUCCAUUGGAUUUUCAUAUGCCUUCCCCAAAGCUGUCACAGUAUUCUUCAAAGAUAUUCAGGAAAUAUUCCACGCUAGCUACAGUGAAAUUGCAUGGAUAUCAUCCAUCAUGCUGGCUGUCAUGUAUGCAGGAGGUCCUGUCAGUAGUGUCCUGGUGAACAACUACGGCAGCCGGCCAGUGGUGAUAACUGGAGGGUUGCUGUGCUGUGCCGGAAUGAUCUUGGCUUCCUUCAGUAGCAGUGUGAUACAACUUUACCUCACAAUUGGCUUAAUUGGAGGUUUAGGAUUAGCAUUCAACCUGCAACCAGCCUUAACAAUACUCGGAAAAUACUUCUAUAGGAGACGGCCCAUGGCAAGCGGCUUGGCCAUGGCUGGAAGUCCUGUUUUCUUAAGCUCGCUGGCUCCCUUUAAUCAGUACCUAUUUAACAGUUACGGCUGGAAGGGGAGCUUCUUGAUUUUGGGAGGCAUAUUUUUGCACUCCUGUGUGGCUGGGUGCCUCAUGAGACCUGUCCAGAAAAGUACACGUCAGACAAAGUCUAAAAGUAAGGUUGGUUCAAGACAUGAUGAAACUAUGAAGAAAGUCAGUAAGGAAUCGACAGCAGAAAAAAUUAAUAAAUUUUUAGAUUUCAGCCUUUUUAAGCAUAGAGGAUUUUUGAUCUACCUAUCUGGAAAUGUCAUUAUGUUUCUAGGGUUUUUUGCCCCUAUUAUAUUCUUGGCUCCAUAUGCUAAAGACAAAGGAGUGGAUGAAUAUAACUCAGCUUUGUUGCUGUCUGUGAUGGCUUUUGUGGAUAUGUUUGCAAGACCUCUUGGAGGAUUAAUAGCCAAUUCCAAGUUAAUCCGUCCACGCAUCCAGUACUUCUUCAGCUUUUCAGUUAUAUUCACUGGCGUAUGCCAUCUCCUCUGCCCCCUGGCAGAUACCUACGCAGCAUUGGUAGUCUACUCUAUAGUCUUUGGUUAUGGAUUUGGAAGUGUUAGCAGUGUCCUCUUUGAAACUCUCAUGGACCUUGUUGGACCUGCCAGGUUUUCCAGUGCCGUGGGACUUGUCACCAUUAUGGAGUGUUGCCCCGUUCUUCUCGGCCCCCCUCUAGCUGGUAAAUUGGUUGAUAAAACUAAAGACUAUAAAUUUAUGUACAUAGCCAGUGGGGCAAUCGUGGUGAUAUCAGGCAUUUGGCUGUUCAUCGGCAACGCUAUUAACUAUAGACUCCUCGCCAAGGAAAAGAAGAGAGAGAGAGCACGGAAGAAGAAAUCAGCCACCCGUUCACCCAGAGAAUCGGAGGCUUUGAACAAAUCCAAACAGGACGAUGUUACUGUCAAAGUUUCAGGUGCACACAGUCCUCCGUCAGACAGAGAAAGAGAAAGCAAUAUUUAACAUGUCUCAUCUCAAAUCAGUGUUUAUGAAUUUGCUUAUGAGUUUCUUUGUGUUUUUCAAAGUGUUGGGAAGGAUUUUAGGUAAAACAAAUGAUCACAAACAAUAAUGAAACUAAGAUUUUGAGGUGAUAUAUACAGAAAAUCGAUGCAGAGGCUUAUUUGCAGACUUGACUUGGGGUGUUGUGUUGAGAAAGAAGAAUUUUUAAAUCUUUCACUGACUUUUAUUUGUAGAAUGAAAUCUGCAUCCCAGAAGCCUGGCUUACUUAAGCAUAUGUUUAAUUCCAUAAAAUAUCUCUCCUCAAACUUCAUUUUUAUUUGAUAUUGUUAUGAAGUAAAUUGAAGACAAUUAUUUCUCUUUUCACACAUGAAGAAUCACAUAUAAUAUAUAUCCACACAAACACUGAGUAUCUGGAGACCAUAAAGAAAUAAAUGAAUUUGAAAGAAAAAUAUUAUUAUAGUCAUUUUUAAGUAAAAGAAAAACCCAGGGAGACAAUGGGAAUGUGUUUUACUUGUCUGCAGUUUCACAAUGUGGCUUUAAAAUAACAAUAUAUAUUGAAAGUCAAAAUGCUAAAAACUAAAAAAAUUAAGGGAUUGCUAACAUCAGAAAAAAGUGUUUGUAAAAUAAGUUUGGCAAAAAAAAAAGCCUCCUUUUUCAGUCAUGCUUGAUUAAUCUGCGCACACAGUUUUUUUUUUUUUUAAGGUUGUAAUUAGUCCCUGGUGCUGGAAAAGAGAACAACCCCCCCCCCAAAUAAUCUGUACAAUUUUUACCUAACACAUCAAUUGAAUUAGAAUUUUAGUGAGACUGAACAUCAGCUAAACCGCAUUGAUUUGUAUCUUAGCUCAUAAUGUACACCUUAAUUAUGACUCUUUAAAAAAAAAAAAACUGGGCUCAAUCCAGAUUCAAUGUUGUGCUGCAAUAACCAAGCCAAAUAACCAAAAAUCCUAGUUGACAACUGCAAGUAGGCAAGAUUCUAUUUUUUCUCAACCAAAGUAAUGACACAAGCUUAAUCUUCUGAGUAAUUUGUAGGAAAAGAACUGACAAGAGUAGGGGUCAUUAUUGAGCCCACUACAGUCUUCGAAUUCUUCACUAAAACAAGCAAAAGAGAAAGAAAAGAAACCCAGGCUUUGACUUCAGUCCCUGAAGAUGCCUCAUGGUAGAGGGAACUGUUGAAAAUUCUGCUCCCUACUGAUUUCGACUGCCUGUUGUCUGAGAACAGAACCAGAACAUUGGAGCUUGCUGGGUGGGGAGAGACUUGUAAAAAUACAGGUUUGGGGAUUUCUAGGUAUCUAGUUUAUGGCACAGUUUUGAUAUGGUGAAAGAUUGUCACUCAGGUUAGUUUAGCAUGGUCUCAUUUUCUUGAGUAAAAGUAACUGGGAUUCAGAAUCAUUCCUAAGACACUUUUGACAGAUCUGUGAUUUCCUAACCUAUAAAUAUCAACUGAAAUUAAAUAUUUGUAUAUGUCUUGUUUAAUUUUAUGAUGGAUAGAACUCAGUGAUUUACUAUUGAGUGACACCCCUCUAGAAUACCCUCCUCUUUUCUUUUCAGUAGAGGGUGGGUGCUAUUCUUAUUCCUUAGGAGACUUUGCAUAGACACUGCAAUUUCAUGACAUCAGAAUUAAAGGUUUGAGUUUGUCCUAAAUUUAAUCCACUGCUUUAAAUGUGGAUCAUAGGUUCAUAUUUUCAGAUUUGCUUUUUCUUCAUUUAACAUUUGCGUUUUUGAAUAUAUUUAUGAUUUUCAAUCAUUUAAUAAAAAACACGAUGUGCCAACAUCUUAAGGAAAUGAAUAAGGACAGUAUGUGACACCAUAUAGCAUACAAUGUCCUUAAUUUUUUUUUUGCAGUGUCCUUUUCUUUAACUUGGUUCCACCCAAUCUUGAGUCAGCUUUUUUUGAGUGAUUAUUCCUUUUAUAUUCACUUCUGUUAUAAAAAAAAUCAUUCUAGUCAAUCAUAAACAGUUCUAAAAAGAAUGCCUUGCACUCUUUGUAAAUACCUUUUUAAACUAAUAUACAUAUCAGACAGCAGAAGAAGAGGAACAAUAAGGCAGUGACCAUGGGAUUUAUAGUCACACCUGUGUGCUCUGACACCUGCAUGCAGAGAUGCUGUGCCCCCUCCUGGGCGCCCCCCUCCCCCGCCCGGUGCCUUCCUUUCUCCUUGGAAAGAGGUUUAGUUAUGUCAACUGCUGAUGAAUCAAACCAAAGCCAAGUUGCAUUUCCUUUGCUCCUUCUCAGUUGCCUUAAUUCACUUCACUUCCGAUGGUUAUUGCAUUGAUCUUUAAGGGUGUGGAAGGGUCUCAAAGCACAGGACCUGGUGUGCAGAGUCAUGUCAGAAACAUGACAUUCUAAGUAGGAAUGUCUGUAACAGACGUGUUCUAAGUUAAAGCCUUAACUUGCUUGACUCAAUAAGAGAACUGUAACAGAAAUGAAUCUACUUGUUUGCUCUUCCCGGUCCAACUGCAAAUGUUGAAAUACUUGUUCCUUUAAUUAUAUCUUUCAAAGACCGAGCAAAGACUGUUGGCCGAAAGCUUCUGUUCCUAUCUAAUCACAUAGGACAGGAGGAAUGUAGCUAGCACACUCAUCUGCAAAUUUAGUGCUGAAUACAUUCCUGUCGCAGAGGAAUACCACAUUUCAGAUGUUCAAGAUGAGAAACUAAACUGAUUAUCAUUGAAAUGCCCACAAAGUUCUAAUUAUGAUUCAAAGGAAACUAGAGUACUCUUAGCUUCCAGUUACUAGCUAGCUUAUAUAUUUGCCGUUUGUUAGUUGAACAUCCCUCAUCUUUUGCUAUUUAACCUUAAUUAUUUUUCAUCAUCCAUAGAAAGAUAAAUAGGUAUGGACUUCUUUUUGUUUAUAUGGACUUACUCUUACCUAGCCUUCUUUCUACGUCCUUUUUGAAGAGGCAGUGAGAGGCAGUAAUAUGUAUCACGUUGAAGACGUGACAUUUUCUCAGUAUAAAUUCACAUGACUCAUAGAGUUCUCCUUUUUGUUCUGUCUUCCAAGCACCUUCACUCUAGUGGCCACACUCCACCUGAACAGCAAUAAAGAAAUGAAACAAUUCAAUUUGGUAUGCUCAAAAGUAUUCUGUAAGGGUCUAAUUGUCUACUCACUUGCUUCUAGCCCUACAACAUGCCAAUCAAGAAUACAGAAAAGUAUAAGUAAAAUUUUAUAUAGAUGUUAUAAUUAGUUGAAAUUACAUUUUUCCAAAAUGCCUUACAAAGACAAAAACUCAUAUAUAGACUAUUUCCAAUAUUUAUUUAUUUUUGUUUUUUUUUUGUUUUUUUAUUUCCAAUAUUUAAUAGAAUAAAUUAUCCUAAAUGUUUGGUUCAGUUUAAUGGGAGAAUACAAGGUGAAGGAGGUAAGAAAUUCAUGAUAUGCAUUUUACCUACACAAUGCCUCUCAAUAUUAAAACCAAAGCCAUACUAGGAGUCAUUACUUUGAUAUAAUAGAGUCUCUCUCUCUCUCUCUCUCUCUCUCUCUCUCUCUCUCUCUCUCUCCCUCUUUCUCUCAUACACACACACACACACACACAGGGCUCAGGAAAUUUCCCUAGAGUUAAAAAUAUAUAUUGCCCAACCCAAAUUUUUGGGCUUAUCUAAAAACAGAAAGUUCCUAGAGAAUUCAUUCAAUUUCCACAUACAACUGAUAGUGUCAAAAGCAAGUAAAAAGACAUGCAAAAGAGUAAACUUUAUUGAGACUUAACUGCAGUCUAUAUUAUAAUUUAUUAUUUGCUCAUUAGACACUGAAUUUUCUCUAUGCAAAAUAUAAUUUCAAAUUGCCUGCUUCUCUCAUCAGUUCAAAUUAUCUCAAAUAAUGAUUAUAUAUAACAGCUGAGAGUGCUUCAUUAAGUCCUUUUCUCAUAUAGAUGAUGGUAUGUUUAUAUGACUCAGGUGUAAUGUAUUUUCCCUGAAGUUGGAGUAAAGGAAGUUCCUUAGUACACAUAAGUUAUUCCUAUAUUUGUUCUUACCUGUGAUGUAAACUGUAAACAUUACUUACUAUAGAACAUGAUAAUUUGAAUUUUAGUGACUACCCCAUUUAUAGGAUUACCCCAGGAACCAAGAAAUAUUUAUGCGAUUAAUAAGAUUAAAGUAAUUUAAUUCAUUAAUAUAGUAUCUACUUAUUUUCAUUAUUUGACAAAACAUAUCCCUAAUAAUUAGUUUUCAAGUUCCUCUGAGCAUGCUCCUUGUUCUCUCGUCUCGCGGAGAACACAACUCUUCUUGCCUUUGUCAUCUUCUCUUGCUGUACAUUUGAAGAGCUUGUGGAUUCCACCUUGUUUGAGGAGCUAGGUCUCAACGCACUUUUCCUCAUGAUGGUGUCAUCUGUGCUUGACGCCAUCUGUGGUGCAGAGGGCUUUGCUCAUUUGCGAUUUGCAAGAAUAGCCUCCCUGAAGCUAUAUAUACUUCAUGUAAGAACGGCACAUGUUCACAAAUAGGAAAAACCUCCUUAGUCUAGGCUUGAAUAUUCUGAGAUUGGAGAGGUAAUUGAAUAUUCUGAGAUUGGAAAGGUAAGUGUUCUAGAAGACUUAGGAUUUUUCUGUAUGUAAGAUAAAUUCAUAAUUGAUUCUAGUUUGGCAGAGCCUAGCAAAACAAAUCAUUCUCUCCUGGGCACUUGCCAUCUGGAAUUUUCCCGGUAUUUCUGGAAGUGCCUCGUACUUUCAAGAACUGGAAUUAGCAGUGCUGUGCACUGUUAAUCCAGUGUUGCCCCGGUGCACACACUUCACAGCUGUUUGUAGUAAGGUCACUCAGAUGAUUUUAAGUCUUGACAUUUAAUCCUACCACUUCUACAGAUCUGAAUUCUGUGGGUCCAUAUACUUCCACAUUUGAGAACAUAGGCUAAAGUUAAGAGACAUGCAUGUCAGAAACUCUGAGAGUUUUAUGAUGUCAUAAAAACACCCUUAAAUGAACAGUGCACUGAGACCAUCAUGUUUACCGUUCAGACUUAGCCUUCUUUUUCUUCAAGUGUUCAUACUCAGUAGACUUUGCCUCUUCACAUUAGUAUUAUUAUAAAGUUAAACAUCAUCUCCAUGCUCUCUUUGCUUUGAUGCCUUGAUGUACAGAGCUUGAAAAAUUUAUGAUAAUGUGUAUUAUGAAUGACGUUCUUGCAAGUCUCACGUUGAGCAAAGUUAACAUUGACAUUGAACAAAAUCACCCUUAUUCCAGUCCCAGGUGCUUUGUUUUCCUUAACACCCCUGUCUCUGCCUUUAUUUCUUAUUUUUGAAUUAAUUUCCUUUUUCUGUAAUGUUUGAAUAAAAGUCUUUAAGAUUUUUGUCCUCCCCUUGUGGACAUUUUCCACAUAGAUUAUUUCCUUGCUGGUGGUUUGAUGACACUGUCAUUGUUCUCAAGGUCUUUUGUUUUUGAGUCUUCAUAGACAACCUGUUAAUUAGGUAAGCAGCAUUCAUCAGUAAUGGAGAAGGCCAGUAUAUGCUGAAUUUAUUAAUGUAACAGUGACUAAUUUUUCUUUACACGAUAAAGCCAGCUUUUGUUUCUUUGGUUUUAAUUUGAAUGGCGAAAUAAGCUAUGAAAGAAAACAAAGCUUUAUGUGCAAAACAGGCACUGAACGGAUGCCGACUAGGGUGUGGGCAGGUGGGCAGCGUGUUGUUCGGAAAAAUUUUACCUCCCUAAAUUCAGCAUGGAAUUUCAAAACGGCAAUGACGUUCACUCUGUAGUUGUUUGUAGUUUCAUUUUUACUUUGUAUCUGCACCUAAUAAUGCUUUUGAUGAACCCAUUUUAUACAAAACAUGUUUAAUGAAAUAGACUGCAGGUUUCAAUGGGAUUUGCUUUUCUACCAUCAACAUUGUAUUGAUUGAAGGCUGAGCAAUUCUGGACUUCAUGAGAUUGGACCAGCCAAUUGAAAUGCUGGUUUUGGAACAUUCGAUGCAAUUGUAUCUUGAUGUGUAAUGUAUUUUCACUCAACAUAUACAGAUAUCAAAUUUCGUGUUUAAUUAAUUGAUUGCACCAUCUCACCUCAGCUAUUUCUUGUUAGCGGUCCACAUUUUACUGUACUAGUAUCAGCAGAUUAAAACCUUUGCUAUGGUGUGCUCUGAGUAGGUGCAGGAUUGAAGAUAGUACACAUCUUUUGACUUCCAAACACUUUUAAUUCUCUUCACUAGGUAAGCCCUGCCAUCAGUAAUGAUGACCUUAUAGAAUAAAUGAAAUAGUUUCCUAGAAGCACAUUCAGUAAUUCCUCAUAUUUAAUACAAAUAUAUUUCUUCAAUCAUACUUUGCAAAGUCAAGUUUGUAAACUUAAUUUGAAGAAUACCUACUGAUUGCCACACUAGAGAGUUCUGGAUUUGUCGUAGACAGUAAUAAUAUGCUGCUGAAUUUUGCACAAUAUAUGAUAUUACGGUAAUAUCAAAGCCAUUCUAGAGAUAAAAGUAUUAUGUUAAUAGACAUUUAUCAGUGUUCCUUUAAUUGUCCUUUUUGCCUAUGCAUAGACCUUAUUUUAAAAGAAACAUUCAAUUGUUUCCUACACAAUUGUCAUCACUUAAAUUAAGGACAUCAUUCAUGCAAUGUUCUAAGAAUCUGAAAAUGUGUUAGGGAAAGUUCUAGACUGAGUUCUAUCAGACAAAACUAGAUACUUAACAGGUGUCUCAAACAAUGUAACUAAAGCUUUAAUGUCAGAGAAUGCCCUUUACCCUGUUUUGCCUGGAUAGACAGCAUUUCUAGGCUUUUCCUUUAUUCAUACCUCUCCAGAAAUCAACAAUAAACACCAAAAAAAAAAAUCACCCAUAAUGAGAUAAAUCUCAGGAAGAAGCGUGGUGACUGCUUGGAAUUUAUUUUGGCAAAGUACAAAAGCAGCAUUCUGCAUUAGACACGUGUUUGUUUAAGUUGCUGGGGACAUCAACUAUAGGAUCCACUGUUAGUGAAGGUGUUCAGAAACUGAAGGUGGCCCAGCAGACUUGUGGGCAUGUGAAAGACCUUUGUACCUCCACAGGCAGCUGUGUGUGGGUUAUACUCAGCCAGAGUGAUGCUGUGUAACCAUCUGACAUCAGUGCGACAGGAACAGCCUCGAGAAAGGUGGCAUUACCUAUCCUGGUCGUGAUAAAGUCAAUAUCGUACUUUAGUCUGCAGUAUCAUACAGUAAUCUCUAUGCUGAAGGUGAAAUGGCAAGAUCUUCCCAAAUAUUAAAAUUUUCACUAGAUUUGAAGGGUUUUUAUUAUAAUGUAUUAAUGAAUUAUUUUCUAGGUUAAAAAAUUCUCCACCUGUGAAGGAAAUUUUGAAAAAUGGUUACAACUUUCAUGUUUUGGCUAAAUAUUUUUCAUUACAGUUUUAAAUUUGAAUUAAGAUUUGGAGGAAGAGCUCUAGACAUAAUACCUUGACAUUAAUAAGACAUGUAAGAUAUGCUUUACCUCACCUACUUUUUGAAAAAAUUGAAGUGAAUGGGCUUCAGAGCUAAUCUAUAAAAUUAUUUUCAUUAUAAAUUAUGCCUUAACGUCUACUUCUAAGAUUUCCAAGUGCAACAUAAUGUGUUUUGUUCUCUCUGCAUCUUGAUAACCACUGAGCAAACCAUCGCAUGGUCACAUAAAUAUGGGUAUUCCCUAUAACAGUGAAGUAAAGAUUAAGGGAGCCUUGCUUGACACCUAAGAGGAUUCAGUCACUUGUUUAUGCAGGAUCUAAGUCAUGGCUGCACCUGCCUCACCAUUUGUAAACAAAGUAUAAAGUGAUCAGUGUGAAUGCCUGCCACAGUUAAUAUAAGAUGAUAAACUGCUCUCCUUUCACCUGUCUGCAAGGGACUAUACUAAGUCGAUCUUCGGUGAAUUUCUGGAAAUUUUUAUAUAUGUAACAAUUCUUAGGAAUAAGAAAUGUAUAAACGUGGCUUCCCAAAAUGAGGUAACUGGUGUUUUCACAGAAAAGCACAUUUUAUUUUAGUUAAAUGUUAUGUAGAUUUACUUAGAUCUAGGGUAAAUUGUUUAGAUGAUGAGCUCAUUGUUAGGAAAACUUUCCGGAGUACUGAUGCACUUGCCUUGUCCUGCUGUGGUGUCUGUCACGUGGGCAUAUUGCUUCAGAAAAGAACCUACCAGAGUUGCUCUGUUUCACUCUCAACAGAUUUGAAAGAAAUGCCUAAUUCCUCUGUGAAACUUUGUGUUUUGCCUGCUGUUUUAAAUAUGUUUCCAAGGUCUUAUCUUUCCUUCUAGACUAAACUCCUUGUGGACAAGGAUGUUUCUAGAAGAGCAGUGUUUAUGCCAAGCAGAGGGCCAGACAUAGAAUAACUCCUCAUGGAAAUAAAUAGAUCAAAGGAAUGGAUCUAAAUUGUUGAGAGUCCCUCAGUAUUCUAUGAUGUAGUCUGGGGCAUAGUAGGAAGAUUAUCUGACAAGUUUCAGACAAUAAGAUGGGAAACACCUUGAAGUCUUUCGCCACUCAAAAGUGAUAAUCAUUCUUGAAGGAUUCAUUUUAAAUAUCUCAGUCAAACAUUCUAUGCAAGUGUUGAGACAUGCAGCAGGUAAGCUCACUGAUACAUAUCAUUUAGUUUUGAUUUUUUUAAUAAAGUCAUAAUGCUCUAUUUAGGCUUCCUGGAAAUAUUGACAAUCAUUUUAAUUACUAAAGGUGCUACUGAUUUCCUUACACUGACCUUCAUCCUAAAUGCUCUUGUCGGCUGAAUUUUGUGUGUGUGUGUGUUUUUUUUAAGGGGUAUGGAGCAGUGCAAUAAAAUUAGAUUAUCUUUUUGUCUGAAUUAUGCAACCUGAGAAAGUCUGUAUCUUUUUGUACUCUGUUGUUACUGUAUUUUAAUUAUUACUGCUCAUAUUGCAGGUCUGUGCUAUUUAUUAGAAAUAUACAUACAUAUAUAUAUAUAUAUAUAUAUUUCUACAGUAUGUGAGAAAAACCUGUAUUGCUUAUUAAAGUUAAAAUUAAUGUUCAUGUUGAAUCUUUGAAAGGAAAUCUGUAACUGCUUUUUAAUUAAGAACCAUUAAAUGCUAUGUUAUUCUGUGCUUAUCAAAACAUGAUAUCAAAUUCCAGUCCAAAUGUAAGGGCACUCUUUUGUCUGGAUGUAUAUAACUGAUUAUUGACAAUGGAAAGAUUAAUGUCAACAUGAAAAAAUAUAACCAUUUCUAAUGGCUGAAAAGAAUGUGUUCAUUUUGUUUUUCAUGUGACUUAUUUGAAUGGCUUCACAGAGAGUGGACAUAAAUACUUCAAAAGGAUGUUA
Messenger RNA from Chionomys nivalis (European snow vole), 11083 nucleotides. It is a transcript of the gene Slc16a7, whose product is annotated as solute carrier family 16 member 7. Gene Ontology annotation, biological process: monocarboxylic acid transport; transmembrane transport. Gene Ontology annotation, cellular component: membrane. Gene Ontology annotation, molecular function: monocarboxylic acid transmembrane transporter activity. The transcript has 7 exons. The coding region runs from base 500 to 1954 and encodes 484 amino acids. The record is from RefSeq and is a predicted model, not a curated record. NCBI's taxonomy places the organism in Eukaryota, Metazoa, Chordata, Mammalia, Rodentia, Cricetidae.